Molecule: messenger RNA, 5159 nt
Organism: Sebastes umbrosus (honeycomb rockfish)
Lineage: Eukaryota; Metazoa; Chordata; Actinopteri; Perciformes; Sebastidae
Gene: dgkg
Product: diacylglycerol kinase beta
Exons: 26
Coding region: 1254-3890 (878 amino acids)
Biological process (GO): lipid phosphorylation; diacylglycerol metabolic process; intracellular signal transduction
Cellular component (GO): plasma membrane
Molecular function (GO): ATP-dependent diacylglycerol kinase activity; calcium ion binding
Source: RefSeq, a predicted model, not a curated record
UUGCGAUUAAUUGCGAUUAACUGUGGACAAUCAUGCAAUUAAUUGCAAUUUUAUAUAUAUAUAUAUAUAUACACUGAAAUGUAAACGUGUAAAACUAAGAAUAUAAUGGGUUAAGUUUCUCCUAGUUUUUAGGUUCUGUUCUGCACAACAUUUGAAGCUUAAAAGGCAAAAAUAAGAAUUGAAGUUGAAGUUAAUUUUCCCGUUCACUGAUUUGUUAUUCUCUAUAGAAAAAAAAUACAAAGAGAGGAAAGACAGAUUUAACCCUGCAGACGGGUGAAUGAGGGAGGAAAAGACGACUCACUCACAGCUGUUGAUCAGUGAGACAGAAAGAGGGAAGAGAGGAAGAGAGAGGAAACUGAACACAGAGGGAAGCAGAGAGAGAGAGAGAAAGCAUUAACCAUGCGCACAUGAGAAUCAGAGAGAGUCAGAAAGAGAGAGAGAGAGAGAGAGAGAGAAAGAGAGAGAGAGAGAGAGAGAGAAGGAGAAGGGAGGGCAGCAGAGGGAGAAAAAAGGCUUAAUUAAUUCAGGGUGGAUGGGAGGGAUGUUGCUGCUGUCCCUGCCGAGGCUUCAGUGCCUCUGCUGUCGUGCUGCCUGUAAGCCGAGUGUUUGUGUUGAGCAGAGAGGACGACUCGGCUGCUGCUGACUGCUGUUGACUGCUGACUGAGAACCAGACACCAGUCCAGCCCGGCUACGACUCCACUGACUGUCUGACUAGCUGGCUCUUCAGUGAACCACCCAGCAGGGAUGUUACAUGGACUAUAGUGGGAGCAGCGAUGGCCAGAGAUCAGAGGUGUUUUUUUGUUGCAGACCUGCUGAGAAACUGUGUGCUAUCUCUUGAGGAGUAGUUAGUGACAGACAAUCACCAGACGUCCUUUUUUGUUUUUGAGUUUUGCCAUUCAAAGUGACAAAUUCAAUAUCCGGAGCACCUCAGCAAUAUUCAGGACGUGACAGCAACGACCCUCGGCUUCAGCCAAACACUUGAAAAAAUCCUGCUCAACUGAACAUCAUCAUCUUUUCCGCCUCCUCCGCGACUCACGUGACCUCAGUCAUUUCAGCUUCCCACCUCCUGUGUGCUCGCAAAGGUGCUUGUUGUGAAGAGGCAGAGAUGACACCCCAAAACCUCUUCGCCUCAGUCUUGUUACACAACUUGACCCAAGGAUAGCCAUCAAUUCCCCCCCCCCCCCCCCCCCAAAGCGGCACUCGUGGACCGAAACACUCCUAGACACAGAGCCCCGCCCCUGGCUUCAGGCAGUAUGGGAGACGGGAGCUGGGUAUGUCUGAGCCCAGCUGAGUUCAGCCAGCUGCAACAGUACAGCGAGUACUCCACCAAGAAGCUGAAGGAUGUGCUGGAGGAGUUCCACGGUGAAGGAAUUCUGUCCAAAUACAACCCAGAGCAGAAGCAAGACGUUCUCAACCAACCCAUUGAUUAUGAGGGCUUCCAGCUCUUCAUGGCCACCUACUUGGAGAACGACAUCCCAGAGGAGCUGUGUCAGCACCUUUUCACCUCCUUCAAGAGCAAGACGGGAGGCUGCUCUCCCGACCAGUCACGUGCAGGAACGAGCUUACUAGGGAUGAACGGGAAGAGCAUCCUGUCUGCGAUGGGCCGGCACACACCGGAGCACUCCAGCGUGAUGAGCACGGUGGGCUCGGGAGCCACCACCUCCCCUUGUUCAUCUCGCUCCUCCUCGCAGCGUUCGGGGACGGGGGCCCACACACCUGGAGGGCCCCACCGAUCACCCUGCACCCAGGUCAAAACAUCAGAGGGGAGCAGCAACGCCCUAACCCCCAACGCUGGGCCGGCCAGGUCGCCGGUGUCCCCCAAACUCUCACCAGAGAGGAGCCACUCCGAGAAGCAUUUGUCGCUGCGGAGGAGCCCGUCGCCCCAGAAAGGCUCCCCCCUGCCGUCGCCCCAGGUGGUUUUUCUCAAGGACAUCGUCUGCUACCUCUCCCUGCUGGAGAGGGGGACGCCGGAGGACAAGCUGGAGUUCAUGUUCCGGCUGUACGACACAGACGGCAACGGGGUUCUGGACAGCUCGGAGCUGGAUCGCAUCAUCAAUCAGAUGGUGCAUGUGGCCGAGUAUCUGGAGUGGGAUUCAACAGAACUGCGACCGAUACUGAAGGAGAUGAUGGAAGAGAUCGAUUACGACAGAGAUGGGACAGUCACACUGGAGGAGUGGAUCAGAGGAGGCCUCACCACCAUCCCUUUACUGGUCCUGCUUGGCAUGGAAACGAACGUACAGGAGGACGGGCAGCAUGUUUGGCGUCUGAAGCACUUCAACAAACCAGCUUACUGUAACUACUGCCAUACCAUGCUGCUCGGAGUUCGCAAGCAGGGCCUCUGCUGCUCCUUAUGCAAGUACACAGUGCACGAACGCUGUGUGUCCAAAGACAUCGCUGCCUGCAUCAGCACCUACGCCAAGUCACGUAGACACACCAACGCUAUGCAGCAUGUUUGGAUGGAGGGUAACUCUCCGACCAAGUGCGACCGUUGUCACAGAAGCAUCAAGUGUUACCAGGGCCUGACGGGCCUGCACUGCGUCUGGUGUCAGAUCACUCUCCAUAAUAAAUGUGCAUCUAAUGUGAAGCCGGAGUGUGAUGGAGGAGCCUUGAGGGACCACACUCUGUUGCCCUCGUACAUCUGCCCUGUUGUCCUGGACCGUCAUUCUGUGGUGAAGCGUGGUGAGGGGGAUUCGCCACCCAGCACCAGCCCCGAUGACAUCAAUCAGACCUUCAAGUUCUCCCCUGGAGACGGACAAGCACUGCAGAUCACCCCUCUCCCAGGUACUCACCCGCUCCUGGUCCUGGUCAAUCCCAAGAGUGGAGGGAGGCAGGGGGAGCGGGUGCUGAGGAAGUUCAGGUACCUACUAAACCCCAGGCAGGUGUACAGUUUGGAACAAGGGGGACCAAUGGUAGGGCUCAACUUUUUCCACGAUGUCCCUGAUUUCCGGGUGCUUGCUUGUGGAGGUGACGGCACUGUGGGCUGGAUCCUCGACUGCAUAGAUAAGGCCAACUUUGCCAGGCACCCUCCAGUGGCCAUCCUGCCGCUGGGCACCGGAAACGACCUGGCACGCUGCUUACGCUGGGGAGGAGGUUACGAGGGCGGCAGCUUGCUGAAGUUCCUUCGGGACAUCGAGCACAGCGCAGAGGUGGUGCUGGAUCGCUGGAACAUAGACAUCGUCCCUGAUGACAAGGAGGAGAAGGGAGACCCCGUCCCCUACAGCAUCGUCAACAACUACUUCUCUAUUGGAGUGGACGCCUCCAUCGCCCAUCGCUUCCAUCUGAUGCGGGAAAAGCACCCUGAGAAGUUCAACAGCAGAAUGAAGAACAAGCUCUGGUACUUUGAGUUUGGCACCACUGAGACCAUUUCUGCCACCUGCAAGAAACUCAACGAAUGCAUAGAAGUGGAGGCCGACGGGAUCAUCUUGGACCUCAGCAACACCUCCUUAGAGGGCAUCGCUGUGCUCAACAUUCCCAGCAUGCACGGCGGCUCCCACCUGUGGGGCGAGACGAAGAAGAGGAGGAACUACAACCGCAUGAGCAAGAAGGUUCCUGACAGGAUGCCAGCCAGCACUGUCACAGACGCUAAAGAGCUCAAAUUCUGCAGUCAAGACUUCAGUGACCAGCUGGUGGAGGUGGUCGGCCUGGAAGGGGCGAUAGAGAUGGGACAGAUCUACACUGGACUGAAGAGUGCCGGACGCAGACUGGCUCAAUGUUCCAACGUCACCAUCAGGACGUCCCGGCGGCUGCCCAUGCAGAUCGAUGGCGAGCCCUGGAUGCAGCCCCCCUGCACGAUCAAGAUCACGCACAUGAACCAGGUCCCCAUUUUACUGGGCCCGCCUCAGAAGACGCCCUUCUUCUUCUUCAAGAAACGCAACCGGAGCCGCGACUAGGACACAUGCAUGCACACACAAACACACAUUAUACAGUACAUAUGUGCACACACACACACACACACAGACACACACACACAUGCCAAUCACUGUAUAGGCAGCUCCAUCAGACGACUGGUGCACUGUUCCCAGGUUGGAGUUUGAAAGCGGGAAGUUCAUCAACGGGAUCACAUUGUGGAACAUUCUUAAAGUCGGGAUGCCUACAGACAAUUCACUCCCAGAGGAACCUGCAGUGAUGGCACCCGAAAUUAAAAGACUCUCCGUAUAACAGUAUCGACCUAUUCCUGUGUACCCAUCAUCCUCUAGUCUCGUCCCAGCCAUGCAUUUAGUUGCAACAGCCAAGUCUCUCAGCCCAAACCUCUCAGCCAUAUGCCAGUACUGCACUGCCCGCUAAACACAACUGCUGGGAUUCCCUCGCAGCCCCCAGAAUGAAGUACAGGAAGUGAUAGUGAGGAAGAAGAAGAAGAAAAGAAAGCAGGUUGUUUUAAUGAAGAAAGAAAGAGCUCCAACACACUACAGUGAGGAAGAGAAGAAGUGAGAGAGGCGUGGCGGUAAUUGUGGUUGUUUACAAGGCCGGUGAGUAAAUAGAGUAAGAUCCACCUCUUCUUUAAAACACCUGUAUGAAUAAUGAAACAGCGGUUGCUUGUAAGAGCGCUCGCCGCGGGGCCUCCCCCAUAGACUGACAGCACGGUGCAGAGGAGCAGAGAGGAAGAGCCUCAUCCAUUAUUGACUUAUUUUUGUUUGUGGGUUGACGGCAGUGGGGCGUAACAGUGGCCUGGAUGGGUUGAAACAUGCAGGGAUUUUGGCCCCCUUAGCAUCACUGACCUACAAAAACAGAUCCUGUAAACCAUAUUUACAGACUGUGUGGACGAUCCGGCGUUAGACUUCAGGCAGAGGAGCUUCCUGUCCCGUUGUGCACAGUUAUCACUGUAUGAACUGAGUCUAGAUACAGAAAGUAGAGAUUGGAGAUGUUGUAGUUCAUCUUGUUUUUUCUUAGGACGCUUUCACAAGCCAACAUUUAGUCCGCUCUAAUCGAACUCUGGUGCGGUUUGUUUGGGCGGUUGUGAACGCAGUAAACAGGCAGCCUGUGUUUUAGUUCGUGUGGAAACGGUUCGAGACCACAAGCGGUCUCGGCCCAGUUGUUUUGGUCCACACCAGAGUACAAUUACCGCGUUCACAACUGCCCAAAUCAGGGGUCUGCAGCCUGCGUCUCCGGAGCCACAUGCAGCUCUUUAGCCCCUCUUCAGUGGCUCCCUGUAGAUUUUUAAA